Molecule: messenger RNA, 800 nt
Organism: Carica papaya (papaya)
Lineage: Eukaryota; Viridiplantae; Streptophyta; Magnoliopsida; Brassicales; Caricaceae
Source: RefSeq, a predicted model, not a curated record
GUGAUAUUCCGGCGGCUACUCCGGAAGAUGUGGAGGUUGCAGUGGCUGCAGCUCGGAGAGCUUUUAUUAGGAAUAAAGGAGAGGAUUGGUCCAAGGCUUCUGGGGCUGUUCGUGCCAAGUAUUUGCGAGCUAUUGCUGCCAAGGUAACGGAGAGAAAAUCUCAACUAGCAAAACUUGAAGCAAUUGAUUGUGGAAAACCGCUUGAUGAAGCAGCAUGGGACAUGGAUGAUGUUGCAGGAUGUUUUGAGUACUAUGCAGACCUUGCUGAAGGUUUGGAUGCCAAGCAGAAGGCCCCUAUUUCUCUUCCUAUGGAGACUUUUAAGAGUUAUGUUCUUAAGGAGCCUAUUGGGGUUGUGGGUCUGAUUACGCCAUGGAAUUACCCCUUGUUGAUGGCCACAUGGAAAGUGGCUCCUGCCCUUGCUGCUGGAUGCACUGCAAUACUAAAGCCAUCUGAAUUGGCAUCUAUGACCUGUUUGGAGCUUGCUGAUAUUUGUCGAGAGGUGGGUCUUCCUCCUGGUGUUCUCAAUAUUCUGACUGGAUUGGGCCCUGAAGCAGGUGCAUCUUUGGCUUCUCAUCCCGAUGUCGCCAAGAUUGCAUUCACUGGAAGCUCAGCCACAGGCAGCAAGGUAAUGACUGCUGCAGCUCAAUUGGUGAAGCCCGUCUCUUUAGAACUUGGUGGAAAAAGCCCAAUUGUUGUUUUUGAUGAUAUUGAUCUUGAUAUUGCUGCCGAAUGGAUCCUCUUUGGCUGCUUCUGGACAAAUGGUCAGAUUUGCAGUGCAACAUCCCGUCUAAUUGUGCAU